Molecule: messenger RNA, 1212 nt
Organism: Scylla paramamosain (green mud crab)
Lineage: Eukaryota; Metazoa; Arthropoda; Malacostraca; Decapoda; Portunidae
Product: neuropeptide-like protein 31
Exons: 4
Coding region: 829-1098 (89 amino acids)
Source: RefSeq, a predicted model, not a curated record
CAGUGUGUCUUGAGCGGCAGCGACUAAAACGUGAGGUGCCUGUAGUAGGAUCUGCUUUCCUACGUGUCGCCUGUGGUAAUGUGUGUGCCCUGCUUCGUGCCGUGAAGAAUAUUGUGUUGCAGUGUUAGAAUGUUUUGUAUCUACUCGUAUCUGACUCUAGCGUUGUUUUGUAAAGCGAGUGCCCCCUUGUGGCUCUUGUGUUGUGUUACUAUUGUGUGGUGUUUUGCUUCUUGACGACUCUACGUGCUGCGUAACGAAGUACCUAUAGAAGUGUUAGUCAUUGUGAGUGAUCUUGUGUUGCAUCGUAUUUCAAGUAUUACGGCGUGGGUCAAGUGUCGCCAUCGUGUGAAUCUAGUGUUGUGACCCGUGCCUUGAGAUGGGCUUUGUGGUCCAAGUGUUGCGUCUUGAACCGAGUGUUGCCUGGAGAUCUCUGUUGUGGCACCAGUGUUGCUCCGUAAAAUGAGUGUUGCCAGGGGCUUCAAAAUUUGUGUUGUGUUGUGAUAGCAGUGAUGAUACCCGUGCAAGUCUAGGUUCAAUAAACCACAGCAUCGCCGCCUGCUGCCUCCCUGCCCCUCACACACUGUGCCUCCACGCAUCUCGCCCCCUCAUUCCCCUAACACCCUCCCCCUGGACAGAUGUGGGGCGCAGGUGUGCUGUUGGCCGGUCAGCGGAGCACGGACGAGCCAGGUGCCUCUGACCCGCCACCCAAGGCCAGCGACAAGGAAGGUGUCACAUUGUUCUCUGGGCGGCCACGCCUCGCGCCGCGGUGGUAUAUAAACUGGAACUGUGCAGACAGCUUCAGAUCACUCGUCUCCAACACGCAUCACCAUGAGCAAGGCUGUGUUCCUCGUGCUGUCAGUGCUGGUGGCCCUGGCCGCCGCCAUGCCUGCCCCUGAGCCUGAGCCAGAAGCCAAGGCAGAUCCCGGAUACCUGGGUUACGGUGGCUAUGGCGGCUAUGGAGGCUAUGGCGGCUAUGGUGGCUAUGGAGGCUACGGCGGUUAUGGUGGUUUUGGAGGUUUCGGUGGCUUCGGAGGUUAUGGAGGCUAUGGCGGAUAUGGCGGAUACGGCGGCUAUGGCGGACAUGGGUAUUACGGUUAAAUCGAGUGUCCAGCGGCGAAUUGUGGAAGAGAGGGUUCCCAUUCGACUUAAAAUUUGACGGUUAUCUUUCGGUGAAUGCUUUCACAAAUAAAUUUUUGAAAACUUAAAGAAAAA